AUGCCGCCCAGGCCCAGAACGGUUGGAGCCUACAUCGAGCACGAACAGAAAUACAGGGGCCGAUCCAAAAAUGUCGAAACAACACUACGACGAGAAUGGGCAGCCAAGACCCCUCAACAGCGAAAUGCCCUCGCCAAACGACUCACAGAAGCCUACAACGCCCGCACCAUCGUCCGAGCACAGGAACACAUAGCCCAAACCGCCCGGGACAGAUUCAACGAAGGGGAGCCCUACCAGGACUACCAAACUCUCGACUUCCGCCAGCGUCUGAGUACUGCCAUCACGGCAUACCAGACCCUGCACGCCCACCACCAAACCGAAACACAAGCCUGGCUGAACCUCGCUCUCGAGCAGGAAAAUCAGGGGCAAGCGUUGAGGUCAACCCAAUCUACGAAUAAACUCCACGACGAUGCUGUCGCCCGCGCGAGUACAUGGAAUUGCUCCACUGAGAUGUCGCGGAUGCAAGCCCGGCUCGAUCGACCACCUCUCCCGGAGUAUCCUGCUGGUCGACAAAGGAUGCCGGAGAAGUGGGUGAGUCGGGGGACGAAGAAUGCGAGGAUUAGGAGGAAGCUGCUCACGGAGUCUGCGAAUGGGAGGGUGGGGUUGAGACCGCAAAAUGCUGGGGAUGGGACGUGGUUUGCGCAGAGAUUGAUGGCGGGAUCGUUGAUACUCGCCCGCAAAGAAAACUUCUUCAACUCCGGGACCUGGUUCGACGCGCGGAAAUUCAGCGGGGACGUGCAGGACGAGAACGAAAGAGUCCCCUGGGAGAUCCUCACGCACGAGGCGGUGGCGAACGUGCGGGGGCUCGAGGGCGUUGUGCGGCUGUAUGAGCAUUCGAGGAGGAGGUGGAUUGAUAAUGAGGCGAGGAAAUAUACCAUGUUCCUCGAGUGGUUUCCCUUUGGUGAUUUGGGGGAUCUCAUUGUUGGGUAUAGGGGUAAUGAGCUGAGGAUUCCGGAGCCGUUUAUUUGGUACUGUGCGGAAAGUCUGGCCAAGUGCGUGUUGGCGAUGGAGAAGGGGCAUAUCGAUCACAACCGGAAUGGCAAGGAGAACGGCUGGAGGGGUAUCGUGCAUCGCGAUAUGAAGCCCACGAAUGUCUUCCUCUCGAAUCCGACGACGGGGUACUAUCCUCGCUAUCCACGUCCCGCUGUGGGUGACUUCGGCUUUGGAAUUCGCACACCACCAGACGACCCUCUGAAUCCUUCUUGGCUGAGAGGGAAUGGGACGGAAGGCUACAGGGCGCCGGAGAGCUAUAGCUGGGUUGAUCGUGAUUCUGGUCGAGCAGUUGAUCAGAAUGUGCAGAUUCGCUCGGCGACGGAUGUCUAUGGUAUCGGUAUGAUCCUUUAUUGUCUGGUGAAGCAAGAGCCUAGUCCAACGCAGCCGCUGUGGCUAGGGAAUGGAGAGACCGAUACGACUCUCAGCUUCGACGAUGAGGAUCGGCUGGUGUAUUCGCAUCAUUUGCUCGAGAUUGUGCAGGUUUGUCUUAGCUUUAGGCCGAACAAGCGUCCGACACCGAGUGAGUUGUUGGAUUUGGUUGAGUUUUAUACCAAGGAUUAUGAUGCGUAUACGCCGGAUGGGGAGGUCAAUCCUCAUACGCGAGGGAUGGCUGAUAUGUUCGGUGAUGUUGACGAGGAGGUGCAGGCUGUGAAUCGAUUGGAUUAUGGCCAGGAUGCGUAUCGUAUUGGCUUGGAAAGAGGGCAGCUUGCGAAUGAGCUGUAA
Messenger RNA from Zasmidium cellare ATCC 36951, 1716 nucleotides. RefSeq lists its product as uncharacterized. Bases 1 to 1716 code for a protein of 571 amino acids. Gene Ontology annotation, biological process: protein phosphorylation; chromosome segregation. Lineage: Eukaryota; Fungi; Ascomycota; Dothideomycetes; Mycosphaerellales; Mycosphaerellaceae. The transcript is spliced from 4 exons. Gene Ontology annotation, molecular function: protein kinase activity; ATP binding. The record is from RefSeq and is a predicted model, not a curated record. Gene Ontology annotation, cellular component: centrosome; nucleus; cytoplasm.